This is a messenger RNA of Menidia menidia (Atlantic silverside), 4887 nucleotides long. The record is from the annotation of a GenBank genome assembly. NCBI's taxonomy places the organism in Eukaryota, Metazoa, Chordata, Actinopteri, Atheriniformes, Atherinopsidae.
UAGUAUUACAACCCUGAGCGACAGAAAGGGAAAAGCUAAUGCUUCAAACAUCAUCGAGGGCACGCUCAGCAUCUCCUUCAGGCAAUGGAGAAGUCAGACAGACUAUCUGCGCUUUAGGUCACGUUUCAAUAGUGCGUAUUUGCUUGUCGUGGCGUUGCCGUCGCAGUCAAAGGAGAGCCUGCCGUGAUUUGGCUGAGAAGACGGAGCUCCAGUCAGCUGCACGGCCGGACCAGAGCCUAAGAUGCCCUAAGCCAGAGGAGGGACAUGUAAAUGGCUUCCAAAGUUAAAGAUGCUGUGGUGUGGUACCAGAAAAAGAUUGGCGCCUACGACCAGCAGAUAUGGGAGAAAUCGGUGGAGCAGAGAGAAAUAAAGGGCCUGAGGAACAAGCCAAAGAAAACGGGCCACGUCAAACCAGAUCUCAUCGACGUGGACCUGGUUAGAGGUUCGGCAUUUGCGAAGGCCAAACCGGAGAGUCCAUGGACGUCCCUGACCAGGAAGGGCAUCGUCAGGGUGGUUUUCUUCCCCUUCUUUUAUCGAUGGUGGAUCCAGGUCACCUCCAGAGCCAUCUUCCUCCUGCUGCUGGCUCUCUAUCUGCUGCAAGUGGCAGCUGCAGUCCUGUAUGUGAGCGUCCAGCAGCCUCAUGGGAUCCCGUCCACAGAGGUGUUUGGAGCCAUCUGGCUCAUGCUGCUGCUGGGCACCGUUCACUGUCAGAUCGUCUCCACCAGGACGCCCAAGCCCGCCUCCAGCAGCGGGGGGAAGAGACGCCGGAAGUUGAGGAAGGCAUCUCAGAUGGAGGUGCAUAGGGAAGGCGACGGGUCUAGCACUACCGAUAACACACAGGAGGGGGCGCCACAUUCCCAUUCAGCCAGCACCACAUACAGCCUGGGCGCUUUCUUCCAAGAUUUCUGGCAUGAUAUCUGUAAAGCUGGAUCAAAGAAGUCCAAGCUUUCCAUCGACAAAUCUACAGAGACGGAUAACGGCUACGUCUCAUUGGACGGCCGGGUGACCAAUCGCAGCAGCGAGGAGGGGCUCCAGCUGCACGAGCAGCGCUGUGACGCUGUGAGCAGAGCUGACGAGGCCUGCUGGAGCUCUCAGGCCCAGCCAGCGCCCCCCCACCCGGCCCGCAGCCCCGCCCUGCCGAUGGCCCCCGGCAGCAAGGACCCAGCAUCGGACGAGGCGUCCAGUGAGGAAGACCCUGAGGCUUCCUACAGCGCCCUCCGCAGGGGGGUGGAGAGGCUGACCAGUGACUGUGCUCUCCGGAACCGCAAGAACUCGCACCACUACAAGAAGCACUACGCUGUGGAGGACGUUCCCAAAUCUGGAACCAGCUGUAGCUCCAGAUGUUCCAGUCUGAGGACUCAGGACUCUGAGAGCACUCGUCAUGAGUCUGAAACUGAGGACCUGAUGUGGGAGGACUUCCUGCACUGCGCAGAGUGCAGGUCAUCGUGUACCUCAGAGACAGAGGGAGAAGGAGGAGGAACACCCGUCUGUCCGCCAGCUAAAAAGGAGUACAGAGACGACCCCUUCCAUCAGGGUCACGUUCCCUGGCUGCACAGCCCCAACCCCGGCCUGGAGCGAGUGAGCGCCAUCGUGUGGGAGGGAAACGAGUGUAAGAAGGCGGACAUGUCUGUCCUGGAGAUCAGCGGCAUGAUUAUGAACAGAGUGAAUCUCUACACUCCGGGGAUUGGUUACCAGGUCUUUGGGAACCUGGUUGCAGUGACACUUGGACUCAUGCCCUUUGUAUACAGGCUGGCUCAGUACCGUGACCUGGAUCAGCUGACGGCGCUCUCAGUCAAUGAGCUGCUGUCCGUGGCGUUUGGAGGCGGCUCUGGAUCUGAUGCCUUGGUAAUUGCCAUGGUAACGCUGAGCUUCCUGGUGCGAGUUUGCCUUAUAUGGCUCUUCUUCUUCCUACUAAGUGUAGCAGAGCGGACAUACAAACAGAGGCUGCUGUUUGCCAAACUGUUCGGUCACCUGACCUCUGCCCGCAGAGCCCGGAAGUCUGAAGUCCCUCAUUUUAGACUUAAGAAAGUUCAGAACAUCAAAAUGUGGCUGCUGCUGCGCUCCUACCUCAAGAGACGGGGUCCACAGCGGUCAGUGGACGUCAUUGUGUCCUCUGCUUUCCUCCUCACUUUGUCGGUCGUCUUCAUCUGCUGUGCCCAGCUGCUCCAUGUCCAUGAAACGUUCCUGGAGUGUCACUAUAACUGGGAGCUGGUGAUCUGGUGCUCCAGUCUCUCUCUGUUCCUGCUCAGGUUUGUCACUCUGGGCUCAGAAACCAGCAAGAAGUACAGCAACACCUCCAUCCUGCUGACUGAACAGAUCAACCUGUACCUGAAAAUGGAGAAAAAGCCAAACAAGAAAGAAGAGCUGACACUGGUCAACAAUGUGUUAAAACUGGCUACCAAACUGCUCAAGGAUCUGGACACCCCCUUCAGGCUGUACGGACUGACCAUGAACCCUCUGCUCUACAACAUCACGCAGGUGGUCAUCCUGUCGGCGGUGUCGGGGGUCAUAUCCGACCUGCUGGGGUUCAAUCUGAAGCUCUGGAAGAUCAAAUCAUGACAGUAACUUAAGAAACGACGUCAACACUUCAGUCUCACCACUUCGGGACUGCUCUGACCUUCGAUGUUACCACUUUGUGCAAUUCACUAUUUAUUUACCCGUUCAGUGUUUGUACAUAGGGUUUAUUUGAAUUCUAGUUUGUUCACAUUUGUGCUCUGUGACACAAGACAAAGUUAUAUUUUAGCUGAAGUCAAAGUAUUAGUAAUAACUUAUUCUGUGAUGGUUUGGGUUCUCUGAUGCUUUUGAGAUUUUUGUUCACUCAAUUGCAAAUUUAAAGAAAGUGUUUGGGCAGCAGUUUUAUUUUUGCUUAAACAUGAAGCUAUUUAUGUUGUGUAACCUUUUAAGUUUUAAAGAUGUGUCCAACAUGGCAAAAAUCUUCUUUCAUGCAGAAACCUGUUUGAUACCUUUCUGCCAGCUAGCUCGUACCUGCUGAUGGAUGCUGAUGUAGCUCCUGGGUUCCUCCACCCCUUCAGAGCUGAAACCUCUAGGCCCACAUCAAAUAAGACCCUUUCAGCAGUAUUUCCUGUAAUACGGGUGCAGACAACUUUUCAUCACAUGCUUACAAAGGUUAAACAAAUAGAUUUGAACUUUAGUUCUCACCUUAAAUUAAAUAAACAGGGUUUAUUUUGUCAUUUUUAGGAAAUCCCACAUUUAACUUUCAUUCUUAACCCAAUAUGACACAAACCCGUUUUAUUAUCAAACACUGUGUUGAUCUGCAUCAGGCAAAAAGGUGAACGCUUCACUCUUUGGGUCCUAAUGGGUUAAGUUUCUCUUCUUUUUUUUUUUUUUAAAUGACUUCAAAUAUAACUUCUGUCUUUUUAAAUAAGCAGCAAGACUGUUGGAUCAUUUCAGAGUCUGUACGUGAAUGAAAAUAUGCACUUUAAAACAGACAUACUGAAGAAAAAGUUACAUCUAUUUCAAUGUCUGACAUUUCUUUUUUGUACCUCACUUGUUUGUGUGUUUGGCUUGAAGUGAAAGCAGCUCAUCACCCUCUGAAGUCCGCCGUGGUACGUGAAGUCAUGAUGGCUUCUGAAAAGACGCAGAGUAGUGAUUAAAACGAUAAUCAGAGAGUUGGAGGAGAAGACCAAAGUGCUUAUUUAAUCGUUUGUCUCUGCUGGAAAAAGAAUGUACUUGUAGCAUCUUGCUUUAAAAUAUGUUUGUUUCCCUUUGGAAAUUUUAUUUUUUUUCUUUUAGGCACUGUUUUUUUCAUCAGUUAUUUGUAAAACCUGUUCCUUAUGCUCAAAGGAGAGGCACGUUUUACCGUUUUUAAAGGAACAAAAUGUUUGAACGAUAAAGAUAGUCCUAGAUAAAGGACUAUGUUGUAAUGCUGUUUUCAAAGUGUCUGAAUAUUUAGAUUUUUGGGGUUUUGUGAACUGUCUGUCCACAAGGUCUACAUUUUAUAAGAAAAAUAAAAAGCAGAAUUACAGGCUCUUGUUUUUUGGGCUGUGAAUUCAGCAGAUCAAUGCCACCAUUUUCAUUUGAACCAAAUGAAAACUAACCUUGAACGCUCAAAGGUGCCCCAAAGAGUCACUCCUCCACCUUUGAAGCCACCUCCACAAUUAGGUGACAGGUUAAUCUUGAGUCAUCCACUGGUAAAAAAAUAAAAAUGUAAAAAACGUUCUAAGGGAGAAAUUGAAGAAAACAACAACUUGAUUACAACAUUAUGGUCAGAUUAAGGUGUAUGUAAACUUUAUUUUGAAUGCUACUGAAGCAGUCUUCAAUCUCUUAAUGCUCAGCAUUGAUCUUAAUUUUAAGUUAUUGUCAGGCAUAAUGCAAACUGGGUUUGCCAUCAGAAUUUUUUAAGGAUUCAAACAAAUGAAAUAGCCAAACAUGAAAGAUAACUAAAGCAUUGCUGUUCAAAGUCUCACUUUAGGAAAGUCUGAAAAUGUCAUUAAGGGUUCAUUGCUGAUGUGCAACAGUACUGAUUUGUUCCAAGUUUGUUGAGUUGAAGGUCAAAGGUUAUCGAGCAAAUAGUCCUUAAAAUAGUCCUGGGACAAAAUAAGGGACACCUCAUGAUUGCGAGACAACUUUCUGACAAAAAAAGCUUGACGACCCAAGUUUGUUUGCAGCCUGAACAUAGUCUCUAAUAGGCACACGUAUCACAGUCAACCUGGGAAAAUGUCUCAGCUCAAAAACUAAAGUUUUACCAGUAAAUCCAUCCAGGUACACCGACGAAUUUCUGAGCAACCCGCUGCUAGUUUUAAAAGUAUUAAAAAUAAUUUUGUUGCAACACAAUUUUCCAAAAGCCACGACUUUAGCAACAACAACUUUUUACUGUAUACCGACACAACAGCAAUUGCUAUUUUAACUGUUAAAGAAAUAAACUCA